CCUAAGCAUUUACAGUAAAAGACCUUGUGACCGAAAGUCUUGUCAUGGGUAUAAAGUGUGAAUCAUAAAUAACCAGAAGAUUUCUCGGACAGAUCUUUUAAUGACAGGAUUCAAAAUGUCCUGAUUGUCUUCACGGAUACUCAUUAAUGACACAACUGUCUUUGAUUUGACUCUUUGUUUCAUUAAUGUUUAAGUACAAAUUUAAUACUAUUUAAGCAUCGGUUCACUUGUAUAACAAAAAUAUAUUUAGAAAUGUAAAUUUUUUUUUUCCUUACUUCACUCUGUGUAUCUAUUCCUGCUAAUACUUCUAAUUCAUGUAGCUAUCAGCUGUGUUCUGUGGAUUAAGUUAAGUUUCAGGUAAGACAUAUUUCUUUUACAAUUAAUUAAAUAUCUUAUUUAUUAUGUUGGUAUUAAUAAGGACACUGAAUCUACCUCCAUUAUUUUUAGUUUUGCAGCAGAAAGUCAAGCUGGCUAAAAACCAAAAUCUAUCUGCAUGGGUAGCUACUGUGAGACGUGAGAAGCUAUCUUUCUGUAAUUUGGGUGAGGUUAGGUCAUUCUAAAAUUAGCACAAACCAAAGCUACGAUACCAGCUAGUAACUGAGCUUAAACCAUUAAUUGUUCAAACGUCUGUCGAGGAUCAGGAGAGACAACGUCUUGGAAUUAUCCUUUAACUCAGUGACUGCUGAUGGGGCCAGUCUUUUUUUUAAAUGUGAUCUGAUUGAUUCGAGGUCCCAGAGGGAGUUUGUACAACACGGCCAACCUGAACAUAUUGUUUCAUUGUUCAUGUUUUGAUCAAGAUCGGUUAAUAAAUAUCACAUGAUCGAGAUGUGUGUAUUUUUUAUCUGGACAUUUGUUUCAACCAUUUUAAACCUAACUACUUAUUUGAAGUCUUGUGACUGAGAACCAUGAUUUAGUCACAUAACUUGAUUUCUGGAACUUUGAAGUGUGUCACUAUCCAUCCAGGAACAACACUGGGUCACCCUGAGGAAAUCCCCACACCGAAAGUAUGUAAUUUUUUCUGAGUGGGCGGAGAGGAAGUUAAUUAUAUCGGUGUGUGUGUAUAUAUAGAGUAACUCUUAACGGCAGUGCACAGCGAGCACCUCUCACUGGAGUCAUCACCAUGAAGCUGCCCUUUGUUGUAAAAGCCUUGGCAUCUCUGUGUAUGCUGCUUGCAGAUGGAUUCCCAGUGUCUGCGGAUGGAUCUCCAAGCAUCAUUGGGGCAGAUCGAGUCCAUAUCAAAGCUCAUCCAGGUGAGCCACUGAUUCUUGACUGUGAUGCAGUUACAAAUAGUAAAGAUGGAGUGACGCUGAUAUACUGGCUCGUCAAUGGCUCUUUUCCUGAGGAUAUACCCAGCAGGGAAAGAAUAGUAGAAUCUGACCAAUCAACGUUGGAGGACGGGACAAUCCUCCAGAGGAGAUUGCUGUUGAAGAACGUCACAGCAGAGGACUUCAAAUCCAGCUUCACCUGUGUGGUGACGAGCGCUGUUGGAAUGGCCCUGAAGCAAAUAAAGAUAAGAAGAAUUAGAAAGAAAGGAAAACACUGAAUGUUAGUGACACCAAUGGGUUUCUCUUCAUUUAUUAAUAACGGUGAAUCAACUUUAUCUGUGAAUUUUAUAUUAAUGUUACACUUUUUGGUGACCAAACAGCAAGUGAAGUAUAUUAGUACCCUUUCUAUUUUACACAGAGCAUUUUAAUGUGGAACUGAAUGUACCUUUGAUACAGUUGAAGUAAAGCAGGUUUAUCAUUUAUCUGCAGAAUAUAGAGAGAAUAUUGUUACACUUUGAUUUGCUAUGGUUCUGUAUCAUUCCUGUGUCUGCUGGCAUUAAGAAUUUUGUAUGUGUAAACCAUUGAAGCAUUUGCUGUCAUUAUUUCAAACAGACAACUUGUGGCUCUCUGAAUGGUUGUGUCACUGUCUCUACCCCACUGAUAGUAUUAUGUGCAAGUUCACCACACAGCUAAUAGUUAUAAUCUUCUGAUACUUUAUAUGGCCGCAAUAGUGCAGGAAUUAGAAAGCAAUUUGUCCCCUUAUAAUCCGUCUCCCCCCACUAUUGAAUUAGAUGCCAAACAUGAACAGCCUCUAUUGAAUGAUCCUGAUAUCUAUAUCAAGGUAACAUCUGUGAGGUUUCUGUAGAGGUGUACGCCUCAGUACAGAUGUUACUAGGUUGGAGUAAAUUAAAUUAGAAAACUAUAUAAAUGAAAGAUAUAAUGUUGCCCCCCCCCCAAAAAAAAAAGACAAAUUCUGAUGCAAAGUGAUACAUAGUAAAGCAGACUGGUAGUUAUUAAUGGUAUAUAUUCAAAACUUAACAAAAGUGAAGCUCCUUCAUAAGUCACACGCUCUGUGAAUCAAUUUUAUAUUAUUACACAUUAAAUAACAUCCCCAUUCCCUUAAAAGAUUUUAAUGUAACUGUGAAACUUAAAGCAGCACAAAGUUUUUGUUUUUUUACUUUCAAAAAACGUUUUAAUAUCAUUUGAUGGCACACAAACAUAUAACAUGAAGAAUUGCAUCUCUGUGAUUGCCACAGUGCUCCUGCAACUACACAUUGUUACUCUGGUGUGAUUUGUUGCAGAGUAAGAGAUGGUCAAUGUGUGGACACAGCUCUACAAUGUAACAACAAAGAAAAACACAAAGUUCAAGACCUGCUUCUCUGCCCAUAUGCUCUCCAUUCUUUUUGUUAAGAGUCAUCUCAGAUGUCCCAACAAAUAAAACUAUGCACUUGUUUUCAA
This is a messenger RNA of Platichthys flesus (European flounder), 2723 nucleotides long. RefSeq names its product interleukin-1 receptor accessory protein-like. NCBI's taxonomy places the organism in Eukaryota, Metazoa, Chordata, Actinopteri, Pleuronectiformes, Pleuronectidae. Bases 1121 to 1543 code for a protein of 140 amino acids. The record is from RefSeq and is a predicted model, not a curated record. The transcript has 5 exons.